This is a messenger RNA of Sapajus apella (tufted capuchin), 2312 nucleotides long. It is a transcript of the gene NOBOX, whose product is annotated as NOBOX oogenesis homeobox. Gene Ontology annotation, biological process: regulation of transcription by RNA polymerase II. Gene Ontology annotation, molecular function: DNA-binding transcription factor activity, RNA polymerase II-specific; RNA polymerase II cis-regulatory region sequence-specific DNA binding. The record is from RefSeq and is a predicted model, not a curated record. NCBI's taxonomy places the organism in Eukaryota, Metazoa, Chordata, Mammalia, Primates, Cebidae.
AUGUCUCUCCCAUUGACACUAACGUCAGACCUGGAGGCCACCUGGGACACCAGAGACAAUGAUGGCUUUGAAGUCCAGGAGGGGCCGCCUCUGGCUGUACCUGAAUUUCCUCUGUGUGCACUGCAUCCGAUCUACGGAGUCUGUGGCCCUCUCAGCUCCUUCUUCAUCAUCUGCCGCAGGCCUUGUGCAGCGGAGACCCUCAAAUCACCCCAAUAUGGUCCGUUGGACACCCCUGAACAGUCCCUCAAACCCAUAUGCCUCGUGUCUGGAAGAAGGGAACUCACAAGGAGCCAGGAAGCUGGAGGCAAGCCCCUGGCCGCAGGACACGAGGAGGAGGAACCACUACAGGACGCAGCCCCUCAUGCUCAGGAUAGUCAGAGGGAGGAACUGCCACCCUCCUGCACCAUCUCGGGAGAGAAGAAGCCACCAGCAGUCUCUGGAGAACCUGCUGGGGCUGAUGCUGGGAGACUGUGCCCACACCCCAGCUCCAGGGCUCCCCACAAAGACAGAGCUCUAGCCCGCUCCAGACCCCAGCCUCAGGCGGAAGAUGGUUCCCUCCCAGUGGAAGAGGUGAAGAUAGGAAAGGGGUCCUAUACUCCGGCCCCGGGGAAGCAGAAAAAGCCUAAUGCCACGGGUCUGGCCCCAAUAUCAUCUCCUGGUGUCCCUAGCUCAGCCCGUCCUACGCACAACCCAGUGCCCUGUGGGUCAGGUCGGGGCCCCUGUCACCUGGCCAACCUCCUUAGCACAUUGGCCCAGAGCAAUCAAAACACAGAGCAGAAGCAGGGGCCCCCGGAAGUGACCUGCCAACUUAGGAAAAAGACACGAACCCUAUACCGCUCAGAUCAGCUGGAGGAGCUAGAGAGGAUAUUCCAGGAAGACCACUAUCCUGACAGUGAUAAACGCCGGGAGAUCGCCCAGAAGGUGGGGGUGACCCCCCAGCGCAUCAUGGUGUGGUUCCAGAAUCGCCGGGCCAAGUGGCGAAAAACUGAGAAACUGAAUGGGAAAGAGAGCAAGGACAAUGCUUCAGCCCCUGGCCCGGCCAGCAGUCAGUGCAGCUCUACAGCUGAGCUCCUGCCUCCUGUGACCGUGGAGCCAAAGCCUGACCCUUUCCCUCCGGAGUCCCCUCUGGAUACCUUUCCAGAGCCCCCCAUGCUGCUGACUUCUGACCAGACUUUGGCCCCCACCCAACCCAGUGAGGGUGCUCAGAGAGUAGCAACUCCCCCUCUCUUCAGCCCCCCACCUGUGCGAAGGGCCAACCUUCCUUUCCCCCUUGGCCCUGUCCACACCCCCCAACUGAUGCCGCUGCUGAUGGACGUUGCCGGCAGUGACAGCAGCCACAAGAAUGGCCCCUGUGGGUCCUGGGGGACAAGCAUUACCCUGCCGCCCCCCUGUUCAUAUUUGGAAGAGCUGGAGCCCCAGGAUUACCAACAGAACAACCAGCCGGGGCCCUUCCAGUUCUCCCAGGCUCCACAGACCCCACUUUUCCAACCCCCUCAGCCCCAGUUUCCCUACCUCCCCAGUUUCCCCUUCUCUAUGUCCAGUUCACUGAUGCUUCCACCACCUGAAGACUCUCUGUUUACAUUCCCCUGCGGCUCCAGCGGGGGCACAUCGCAGGGCUAUUGCCCAGGCACCUCCUCGGGGCAGAUCCUGAUGCAGCCGCCUGCUGGGAAUAUGGGUGCAGCCUCCUGGAGUGACCCCUCUUUGCUGGAACUGCCCUUCCCAGGUCCGUUCUGCCCGCAAGCUCUGGGGCACCCCCCAGGAGGUGACGGCUACUUUCCUGAUCUAUUUCCAGCUCCCUGCACUCAGGCUCCAGGCAGGCAGUCUUUGUCAGGUCUCUCCCGGCUGCCUGAAGGGGCCAGGCCAGGGACCGGGCCCUUACACAGCAAGGCAAAAGAGGAACCACUGGCUGCUUCCCUGGAUCAGCCCUCAGCACUGGAGGAGGCCAGAGGGGAUGACAAGAAUAGCCAUGUCCCCUAGUUGCGGGGGACAAAGAGUGAAAAAGGGCUGCUUGGUGGGAUAGGAUUGGGCCCACUCAGAGGACAGGGGUUGGAGGUUUGGGAAAGAGUGUGGACUCUGUAGACUGAGGCGGGAGUCAGACAUUUCCCCUGCAUAGGCUCGUCUUGCUGAUAUAAGAAGGAAGAGGGAGGGCCCUUUCUUUUUCUCCACAAUUCUAUGUGGGGCUCCUGAAGAAAGCAGGUGGCCUGUGUUACUUAUGAAUGCUGUAUCAGGUGUUUUUGUUUGUUUCCUAUCCUGCUUGAUGAAUGAGCUGGAGUGUUCACUGUAAGCAGUAAACUAGUCCACCGUGGGGUUUU